Molecule: messenger RNA, 864 nt
Organism: Neodiprion fabricii
Lineage: Eukaryota; Metazoa; Arthropoda; Insecta; Hymenoptera; Diprionidae
Gene: Blos4
Product: biogenesis of lysosome-related organelles complex 1 subunit 4
Exons: 4
Coding region: 112-558 (148 amino acids)
Cellular component (GO): BLOC-1 complex
Source: RefSeq, a predicted model, not a curated record
GCCUAUCGGGCUACGAACGCAGUAUGCGCGGUGCUGUGGUUGAACCGGCGUAUGAGGCGGCUCGGCAACCUGGGUCACGGGGCUUUCACGUAGAAUCGGAGAUUUCUCAUCAUGAUCGACGAACUAGCCACUGACCACGCUGCUUACGCCAAAAUCGACCUCACUAGUCAGGUCAGAGUGCUUCACAACACCAUAGAAGAUAUGAUGAUGCGGCUUGAAGAGUUCGAAUCAAUAUUUGGCAUGGUACUGUCGGAGGGUGCAGAAUGUCUCAGCGGACAAAUUCCACGCGUGCAAGUAGUACGGCAAGAAUUGACAAGCUUGUGUAGACGCAUUGACGCCCUGGAGCACGUCGUCGGACGGGCGAAUGUAAGCCUUGUAUCCUUGGAAGCUGCUGUAGAUGCUGCUGAGGCGGAUCUAGGUGUUCCCGAUUCACUGUUCAGCAAAUUGAAUCCGCUGUCCUUUUUUAAAAAGGUCCAAGAACCGGUAACCUCUACGAGAAUGCAAAUAUUUAACCCGCCAGUGCUGUACAAAACGGAAGAGUUCUUUAAUUCGGAAUAAAUCUUGCUCUACAUAAUAAAUAUAGAAAUGUUACCUGACCAUAUGUUUACCCACGAUGGGCUGAUACACAUGGCAUUACCGGUUUCAUCAAAUCAACAAAAUGAUGUACAAUUGAAUGUAUGGAAACUGUUAUUGUCGGCUUUUUUCAUCGAAAGUGACAUUACUUCGAGGCUUGGAGCAAUCGAUAAGAAGCGGGUCAAGUCAAGACUGAACGUGCAUUGAGAACCGUGUUCAGAAGCUGAAUUGUAUUUGUACAAUAUAGGAAUUCAAGCAGCGAUGUAAUCAGAUUAUAUUUUCAUACUCGGA